UCACUGACACAUGUAGAGCACAAGCGACAAGCCGCGGAGAGACAUCAACGCGAGAGGACAGUUCCAAACAGUUCUCGCUUCAUCUAUGGACAUUACGGAAGAUAUUCCCGAACGCUCGUUUAACAAAACCGCAACCGAUCUUUCCAGUGAUAACCAGAACAUCCGAAAAGGUGGAACAGUGGAAAUACAAUCUGAAAACCCCAUUUGCUUGACUCUUUCGCAGCACUGAAGUAUUGUUGAGUUUGUUGGACUGUGCACGUUCUUUUUAUUGUCUACCGAGAAAACAGACUGCUGUACAUUUCUCACCAACCAUUCAGCCAUUGCAUUUCAAAUAGACACAAUGGUGAACCCUGGAGGAAGUGCCCAGCCCCCACCUGUUGGAGCGGGAUCUCUGUCGUGGAAGCGCUGCGCGGGCUGUGGGGGAAAGAUUGCCGACCGUUUUCUUCUGUAUGCCAUGGACAGCUAUUGGCACAGCCGCUGUCUCAAAUGUUCCUGCUGCCAGGCCCAGCUCGGAGAGAUCGGCACAUCCUGCUACACCAAGAGUGGCAUGAUCCUAUGUAGAAAUGACUACAUCAGGUUAUUUGGGAACAGUGGGGCGUGCAGUGCGUGUGGUCAGUCCAUCCCAGCCAGUGAACUGGUUAUGAGGGCACAGGGGAACGUGUACCAUCUCAAGUGUUUCACAUGUUCUACCUGCCGGAACCGGCUGGUCCCUGGUGACAGGUUUCACUACAUCAACGGCAGCUUGUUCUGCGAACACGACCGACCCACAGCACUCAUCAACGGCCAUUUGAGUUCACUGCAGACUAACCCUCUACUGCCUGACCAGAAAGUGUGUUAGGGUGUAGGUGUUGCUCAAAGCAGGAUGUGUGCCUUCAUUUCAGCCCCUCGCUCAUUGUCACCGAAGACCUUUUCGGAUCGGACCCCAUCCCACUCCUUUUCUCAAAUCUCCGCUACUCCAAACCAGAGCGCCAAUCUCAGGCUUGAGCUCCACCUUGACCUGCAGUAGCCAGAGCCCCACUUUCCCACCCUUUACUCCAAACUCCUGAAUCAUGAAUGGAAAAUACCCAUGAGGUCCUGGAGGGGGAAUACUGAGGACUCUAUGAACUGACCCAGGCGAGACCUCUGAUCCUGAGGGACUCAAAGACUGACACAGAGAGAGACCAGCUGGAGAG
Messenger RNA from Sinocyclocheilus rhinocerous, 1172 nucleotides. It is a transcript of the gene lmo4b, whose product is annotated as LIM domain only 4b. Lineage: Eukaryota; Metazoa; Chordata; Actinopteri; Cypriniformes; Cyprinidae. The transcript is spliced from 5 exons. Bases 341 to 838 code for a protein of 165 amino acids. The record is from RefSeq and is a predicted model, not a curated record.